UACCGGAUGGAAUACCUUGCCAAAUUAUCUGGAGAACGAAUGAUUAAACGACGAGCAAAGCAAGAAUCACAAACUGAGUCCAAAGAUGAAAAAUCGGAUGCCAGCAUAGUUGAUCAAGAUGCAUUGGUCGAGGAAUUUCAAUUCAUUAUACCAUAUACUGAAAAUAAGAAUCGGAUCACAUUUCUCUGGGAGUCGACUUUCAAAAAUCGAAACAAGCUUCGGAUGAACGGGAAGUUUUACAAAUUUCUGGAAGAUUUUCCUGCUGCUUCAGCCUACGACGGUGAAUUUAUUGACAAUGAUUUCCGUAAAAUCAAAAAGCCAAAAGCGGAUUUCCUUGAGCAGUGGCAGAUGUGGCAGGCGAAGAUUUUAACAGUUGAUGAUCCUCUUCCAACCAGUAAUCUGAUUCCAGUGCUACGUGGAGAAUUGCUACAACGGGGAGGACAGUUUUUUAUAUCCUGGAAAGAAGUCAAUAUUCCCGUUGGUAGUGACGUAACCACAUCGUUUCUGCGAUUUUGCGAAUGCUUCGAUGUUUUUGGUAUCAAGUGCAUGCCCAACGAUAAACAAUUGUCUAUGUUUUUGGAAGCAGUUAUGUUAUAA
This is a messenger RNA of Topomyia yanbarensis, 597 nucleotides long. RefSeq lists its product as uncharacterized. The transcript is spliced from 4 exons. Lineage: Eukaryota; Metazoa; Arthropoda; Insecta; Diptera; Culicidae. Bases 7 to 597 code for a protein of 196 amino acids. The record is from RefSeq and is a predicted model, not a curated record.